AUGGCUAGCCAGUCCCAGGGCAUCCAGCAGCUACUGCAGGACGAGAAGCAGGCGGCCAAGAAGGUGUCCGAGGCCAACAAGCGAAAGAACCAGAGACUGAAACAGGCCAAAGAAGCCCAGGCUGAAAUUGAACAGUACAGCCUGCAGAGGGAGGAGUUCAAGGCCAAGGAAGCUGCAGCACUGGGGUCCCAUGGCAGUUAUAGCAGUGAGGUGGAAAAGGAGACCCAGGAGAGGGUGACCAUCCUCCAGAACUACUUUGAGCAGAACAGAGAUGAAGUCUUGGAUAACCUUUGUGUGUGA
Molecule: messenger RNA, 300 nt
Organism: Rattus norvegicus (Norway rat)
Lineage: Eukaryota; Metazoa; Chordata; Mammalia; Rodentia; Muridae
Source: RefSeq, a predicted model, not a curated record